This is a messenger RNA of Bradysia coprophila, 1754 nucleotides long. RefSeq names its product tetraspanin-33-like. Gene Ontology annotation, cellular component: plasma membrane. The record is from RefSeq and is a predicted model, not a curated record. NCBI's taxonomy places the organism in Eukaryota, Metazoa, Arthropoda, Insecta, Diptera, Sciaridae.
AAUUUAUACCAUUUUCUCCUCAAUCAAAACGUAUAACUUCUCGACGAGCCAUUAUUGUUUUGUGCCAACAAAAUAGAAGGGAAAUAAAAAUUAGUCAUUCCGAUUACAUCUAAGUUUAUCUUUGUGACCGAAAAAGCAAUGUUUUAACAAAAGUGCAAGUGCGUGUUAACCAGACGAAGAACAUUUUCAAUUACCAAACCAAAUAUACCAAAUAUUAGCAAAAUGCAUCACCACAAUAUGCAUCGACGAAUUGCACACAAUUUCACAUAUGUGUCCAGCUGCGUAAAAUACAUGAUUUUCUUGCUGAAUUUUGUAUUUUGGCUGUUUGGUGGUCUACUAAUCGGCAUCGGAUUCUACGCUUUCUAUGACAAAUGGCAAGCAACUGGUCUGGUUCGAGUCGAGACAAUCUACGACGUUGUGCUCAAUAUUUCACUAGUUCUCAUCAUAUCGGGAUCGGUCAUUUUUAUUGUCAGUUUUGCAGGCUGUUUGGGGGCCUUGCGGGAAAAUACUUGUCUCCUAAAAUUCUAUUCGAUGUGCUUGCUGCUGUUCUUCCUAUUGGAAAUGGCCGUGGCCAUCGUUGGCUUCGUAUUUCCGCACAACAUGAACAGUUUCCUCGAAGAUUCAUUUACGGACAAGAUAAUUCACACGUACCGCGACGACCCGGAUCUGCAAAAUUUCAUCGAUUUCGCGCAACAAGAAUUCAAAUGUUGCGGAUUGAGCAAUGCCGGCUACUUGGACUGGGGCAAGAAUGAGUAUUUCAAUUGUUCGUCACCGAGUGUCGAACGAGGUGGUGUUCCAUAUUCGUGCUGCAUAAAUGCCACGGACAUUUCGUCGGGACUGGUGAACAUAAUGUGCGGUUAUGGAGUGCAACAGCAAUCGGUGGCAGCAGCCAGUAAGAAAAUAUGGACCAACGGAUGCAUAGAAAUUGUUCGGGUGUGGGCUGAACGAAAUUUGUAUUUCAUAGCGGGAAUAGCUCUUGGUGCUGCGCUCAGUCAAUUGUUAGUGAUUUAUUUGGCUAAAACGUUGGAGGGUCAAAUUGAUUUGCAGAAGAGUCGUUGGUCGUCAUGAAUGUAAGUUUUUUUGUUGUAAAUUCGGCGCUGGCAUUUGAACGACAAGGUCGCGUCAAUUUACCGUAAAAUGAAUGAAGUAUUCGAAAUAUUUACACCGGUCAUCCAAUAAUCUCGUAACACAUUAUUAUGUAUUAAGCAUAGUCGGAACCGACGCCAGAGACUUUCCAGUUUUUAGUCCUUUGACUUAGGACAAUUUGUGUGAUUUUACAAAAUAAAUCUGUUAAAUGAUAAGACGUCAAUCGAAUCGAUCGACAAAGUAUAACUGAACGAUAAAAUAACUCAAAGAAGAUUAUGGAAGAAGAAAACGGUCGCCAAGCCAAAUAUCGUCAACAACAUUUCUGUUUUUACUCAAAUAAAAUAAUUAAAUAAAAUGAGAAAAAAAAACGUUCCGUGGGGUAGAUCUUAAGCAUAAAUUUAAAAUUGAAACAGUGAAAAAUAACAAGAAAAAAAACAAAAAUUUAAUAUUCCAUCCAUCGUCCUAUAUGUGGAUUUAUUAGGAAUUUUCUAACAAAAAAAUUUUCUUUUCUAGAAAUUUUAUAAAUGUGAAAAACGAACAAAAAGUUCAAAAUGUUCGAAAAAAAAAAAAUAAAAAUUAAAUCUCAAUUUACGACUGAAACGGUUGUUGAAACUUGUAUCGAUGAAAAAUAGUAUACCGAAAGCGGACGCAUUUCCAGUGGACUUUUU